Messenger RNA from Strongylocentrotus purpuratus (purple sea urchin), 3742 nucleotides. Its product is annotated as basic, immunoglobulin-like variable motif-containing protein. NCBI's taxonomy places the organism in Eukaryota, Metazoa, Echinodermata, Echinoidea, Camarodonta, Strongylocentrotidae. Gene Ontology annotation, cellular component: nucleus. Gene Ontology annotation, biological process: nucleotide-excision repair. The record is from RefSeq and is a predicted model, not a curated record. Bases 246 to 2753 code for a protein of 835 amino acids. The transcript has 10 exons. Gene Ontology annotation, molecular function: DNA endonuclease activity; single-stranded DNA binding.
AUAACAAAUGCCUUGCUAGCCUUGAAUUAGACUAAAUAAAACAGAUAGUUUCAAAAUAAACAACAUCGAUCCAGGCAUCGACUUCCGCAGCAGUUUGUGUGUGAUUCUCAAUCUCAUUGUGCGCAUUAUAUAGCUUCGGGAAAACAGACAGAUUAGUGCUUUGCAAACCUUGCAUACAUUGAGGCAACCAGAAAGUUGGGCUCAACUUUCAGAUAACCUUUGACCUUUCCUGGGCCUGAGGUAUAAUGGGUAACUGGCCUUCAGUUCUCUCUGGUGAGGGAAGUGAGGACAGCAGCAGCGAGAGCAACAACGAAAGCAACAACCAGGAAACCAGUGAUCAGGAAAACACAAGACAUCUCUGUGGCUCAGAGGAGAGCUACUUCUCCGAGGAGGAACUCCUUCCCAUUGUCUACCCUGAUGAUGAUGAUGAUGCUGCUGCUCGUGAUGACGUGUUGGGAGACUUCUUGUCCGUCAAAGAAGAUGGAGAGUUUACAACUGACGAAGUUGAUGGGUCUCGAUAUGACCUAGCACCCGAGUAUUACCCCACCUCGCUUCAUGAAGACAUCACUGCGAGAUUCUCAGAUCUUGCCUCACCUGUAGAUCGCAAAGAAAGCAGCUACAGCAGCACUGACGACUAUGAUGACAAUGACAGCGAUGAUGAGGAGGAGGAGGAGGAUGACCACCAUUACCAAAGAAGGAGGAAUGAUAAAUAUUCCCUAAUGAAGGAAGAUGAUGAUGAUAAUGAGCUCUCCAGCAUUCCACUGCCACCUCCCUCAUCACCGUAUGAAGUUGCAUCAGCUGAGCAGAUGCAAGGGGUCACAGCUUACCUGAAUGCUGACCGACCUGACACACUCCAAGAGACCAUCGUCCCUGUUGAGAGUCAUGCAGAAGAGUGCAGUGCCCCUGAGAGGGUGGUUGCAUGGGAGAUAGACGUCAGCGACAUGACGGGAUCCAAGAAGACUAAGAAGAGACCACCCAAUAAACUCUCAAAGGCAAAAUCAAGGAAAAGUUCAUCGAAAGGUAGCAUGGAUAGUGCCUAUAUCCCGCCAACUGUAUCAACAACACCUGAGCUCCUAGCACAGAGAAAGUGCUUGGACCAAAAGAGAUGGUUUUGUGUGAGUAGACCCCAGUACAGCAAGUCAUGUGGCCUAUCGUCCUUGGUUUCUUGCUGGAACUACCUGUUCAGCACCCUAGGAGGGGGCACCAUGCCCCCCAUCACCCAGGAGCAAGCCCUUAACGUCCUGGGGUUCCAACCACCCUUCGGUGAGAUCCGUUUUGGGCCUUUCACAGGGAAUGCCACCCUCAUGAGGUGGUUCAAGCAGCUGAAUGAUCACUACAGAGUGCGAGGAAGGGCAUACUUCCAGUACAAACCCCAUGGCAGGAGUAGGACAGUGGGAAGAACGUCUGCCCAAGGUUUACAUCUGUUACGACAAGGGUUGAAGGAUCCUAACAUGGCUUUCAUAUACCACUGCCAUAACCACUACUUCUGCCCCAUUGGAUACGAAGAUGUGCCUCUGAAGGCUGUAGAUGCAUACAGGGAUCCUUUAAACCUUGAUGAGGUAGAGACAUGGAUACUGAUCGGUGAUCCUAGUAGAAAGCAACCAGGAAUCCACUGUUUCAAAUGGGAGGACAUCAGCACCGAUCUGAACUGCCAGAACCCUGACUAUCUCAACAUCCGCAAACUGCGGCUUGGAGUGCAGCAGAGGAGGACGAAGAGAACCGGUGGCAACUUGCACUGUAUCAUGGCCUUCUGUCGCAGUGCCGGCUUUCUCACCAAACCAACCAAGAGCAAGAAAGAGGGUGCAAUGAAGGACACUUUUAGUAACAGCAAGAGUAGCAAGUCUGGCUCCGUUCGGAUGUCAGGACGUAAGGUUGGCGAGAGUAAGAGUGAGGGGAUGGUGGGGCGUCCAGCUCCAGGAGGGAGUGUGCCAUGUCUGCAGACUGGCAAAGCGGACAGUAGCGAUAUCAUCGAGCACUUUGCUUCUGAGACUGUGAGUUGCGACCACAGCAGUGAGGGCCGAAGCUGUAGAUCAGAAGUUGUUGAAAAGACUAAAAGUGAAUCUCAGGUUGGUAGACGAAGGGCAAAGGCAUCUGUUGUAAAGCAGGAGGAUAAGGAGAUCAGAGUGAAGAGUUCUGAGGCAAAAAAGAAAGUUGUUCGCAACAAGAAAACAAAGAAACAGAAAACAAACAAAGACAUUUCUGUUAAUAGAGAUGAAACCAGUCCCCAAGGUCCCUUUGAUGAUAACAUCCAUGUAGAUCAGGUGGACUUCACAUGGCCAGUAACUUCAGGAGAUUCCACUGUGCAUCAUCUUCAGUCUGGACAGGUGCUCAAGGAAGAGACAGAUCAAGUGGACGAAUUCAUCAAGAACGUGUCCACUCGUUUCACUCACAGCCUAAGCCCAGCUGAACAUGCAGAAGUAGAGGCAUUGAAGACAGCCAUGAAUCAGUCACAGAGCAACCCUGGUGUUGAUAUGAAAAGAGAAGAAGACUGGGUGUUGCUAGGACAGACCAACUAUGAAGGACAGGACGCCAAUCGCUUCACGUCACCAGGGGAAACUGUCAUGGGUUUGCCCGGCUUCAGAGGCAUGGGUGUAGAUGACCUGGCUAAUGCAGAUGACCUGAGGGAGGGAGGAGGGAUGGACGGUGAGGUGUCCGAGCUGGCCAAACAUUUGAUUGACCAGUAUCUUGUGUCCAUCAUAGAUUCCAUUGACAGACAGAAAGUUAACACUGCAGGUGGGACGGAUAAUAACUGAGUGCCUAGAUUUGUGGAUGAAUGACAGAUGAGUCGUGUCAAUAUUCCCGGUAAGAGAACAUUGGAGUUUGUUUGUUAUAGUAGUGUUGGGAGAUCGUGGUUCAAAGUGGAUUUGAGAGGUGAAAGCAUGCAAAAUACAUGUUGUAAAACUUACUCCUAGAUCCUAAUGAAAUGAUUGGUCAAACAGGAUUAUGUGUGAUUCAUUUACUGAGACUAUCUAACGUUUUUUUCAUGGAAAAGCGUGCAAAAGUUUCUAUUGCUAUCCAAUGAUUUUUCAGUAUGCGAUGGGCAGGAGUGGCAUAGAGGUUAGUCCACGUUGUGUGGGCCUAUAUUUUUGUAGCACUGCAUGUAAAGUUGUAAAUGCAUAUAGAAGAAUUUGUGCUUUUCUCUGUAUGUGCCUUAAAGUAAGCCUAGUAAAUUAGGGGUUUGUUUGUAGCCGAUUGACACAAAACAAUCUGGAAAUAUUUCUUUUCUACAUCAAAUAACAAGGAUCUAGGAGUUUUUAUAUAAAACAAAUGAUGCAUGUUUUCACUCAUUCAUUACAGGACCUAUCCGCUCUUGUUGCGGCUGUUUAAGCACCUAUCAUACGAAGCCGUCAAACUAAACACGAAAGAUGCAUAUAGCCCCAACUGACAUGCGGAUAGAUCGUAUAAUAAACUCAUUCUCAUGCAUGCAACCCUUGUAUAAUGCAACAAGUCUGCUGACUGACGUCGCCUAGAGGAUUUAUAGAGUUCAGGGACCCGUUUCACAAAGCCUUUUUUUAAUGACAAAUACAAAAAUCAGUGCUGAUAACCAAUCAGAAGCAAGGAUUUCAGUAGCUUAUAACAAAAACUGUCAUUUGUCAUUGAUGACAAUUUUUGUGAGUCGCCCCCCUGGUAUGCCCUGUCCUUAUAUUCUGCAGAAGGGAUGUAGGGUCCAGCAUAGCUUGGAGAAUCAGGGCCCCAUUGCAUAAAACUUACCAUUGAUGGUAACUUUACUAUCAAUGGCAAC